Molecule: messenger RNA, 1731 nt
Organism: Ceratosolen solmsi marchali
Lineage: Eukaryota; Metazoa; Arthropoda; Insecta; Hymenoptera; Agaonidae
Gene: nesd
Product: SHC binding and spindle associated nessun dorma
Exons: 5
Coding region: 101-1729 (542 amino acids)
Biological process (GO): male meiosis cytokinesis; spermatogenesis
Source: RefSeq, a predicted model, not a curated record
GUGGCUAAAUAGAGAUUUAAAAAGUGAACUAUUGUUUGAAAGACCGUUAAAUUGUAACUAAAUAAUCUGUUUAAAAUCCGAAGUUAUUAUUUAAGAUAUAAUGGAAAUAUAUACAUUUGAUAAAUGUCUUCAAGAAAGACUUGCAGAAUUUAUAAAUAUUCUGUCUAACCGUGGAGUUAUUGUUCCUGCAUCACAAAUUCAUGCGGAAUGGGCAUAUCAUAUAGAACUUGUUCUUGAACCAGUAGGAUGGCAGGGACUUUGGAAAAUUCCUCGCUUAACUUGCCAAGAUUUUUCAGUACACUAUCCAACUAUUGUUGCUGUAGAAAUAGAAAAUGUAGAUUUUCAAGAACUCUCAGCAUUAGUGAAAAUUAUUGCAGUACAAGAUGACAUUCAUUUACCAGCACGAUACGAUGUACCUUUAAUAGAACUUUAUCCAACAAAAGACCAAAACAAUGCAGUUUUAGAUAUAGUUGCUACAGCAGAAUGCAUAGACCAAUUACGAUUUUUCUAUAGUUAUUUGUGGAUGCCUUGGGAUAUAGAUGAAGAUGAAAUUUCAGACUGGGUUAACAAUCAUUUAGAAACUAGACUUAGAUUAUUUUUUGAUAUGAAAAGGGGAAUAAUGUGUAAAAAAACAUGCGAAUUAGUUAGGACUUUAAUGAGAGAAGGUCGUGAUAUUCAAGCAAAAAUUAGCAAGUUAGAAUUAGAAAUUUCAGAUGAUGAAGAUGACAAUCAGAAAGAUUUAGACGAGGGUAAAGCGUGUCAAUUAAUGAAAUUGCAUUUUCGUCUUCAACAAAUAAGAACCGAGAUGGAAGUUUUAGAAAAUCCAGCAAUGAGAGAAGUGCUUGUUAAAAAUCAAAAUUUUAAUGGUAAUGAAAUUGAAUUAAAACGGAGAGAAAGUAGAGGAGGAAAAAUCGAAGCCCAUUUUGUAUGGCUCGGUGGAUCAGUAGAAGAAACAAUAAAGGUUUUGGAAUCAACUAAAAAUUAUCUUCCAUCUAAUAUAUUUAUGAAGACUUCUAAUUGUUUACAAGAUGCUUUGGAUAUAUCAGACAAAGGAGACAUUAUUAUUGUUGGUAAAGGGGAACAUGAAAUUAGAGGUGCUGGAAACUUGGAAGAAGGAGGGAUAUUAAGAGGUAUAAGUAAUGUAGAAUCAACAGUUAUAUUUCCAAAAGAAACUGAAAGUGGACCAUCAUUGUUAGAUUUUUCUGGAAAAGAAGUUCUUUUAGAAAACAUUACAAUAGACCUGAAAGAUUUACAAGCUGGAAUUCUUGUAAGAAAAGGAUUAUUGAAAUUAAUUAAUUGUCGUAUUAUUGUAUUCAAUCAAAGUGUAAUUAAACUUGGAAUUGUAAUUUUUCCUGGUGCCAAAUUAAUUGCAAAUAAUACCUACUUUACUGGUUUAGGAACAUGUAUUGUAGUUCAUACUUUAGCUGAAGUAAUUUUAUCUGAAUGCAGUUUUGAAAAUUGUAUCGAAGGACUUCAGCUUAAUAACAAUUCAAAAUUAUCAGCUGAUAAUUGUAUUUUUUCAAAUUGUAAAGAAUAUGGUAUUCGAAAAGAAAUGGACUAUCUGAAUAAUUCUAAAGGUCAAGUUGGAGAUAUAGAUAUUUUACAAAACUUACCUGAUAUUUCAUUACAAAAUUGUAGAUUUGAAAAUAAUAUUAAAGGAAAUGUAAUUUUAAAACCAUCUUCAAAUACGGUUUUACCCAUGAAAAUAGAAAGUAAUGAUUUUAAAUAAAA